Molecule: messenger RNA, 1116 nt
Organism: Penicillium psychrosexuale
Lineage: Eukaryota; Fungi; Ascomycota; Eurotiomycetes; Eurotiales; Aspergillaceae
Product: glycoside hydrolase family 16 protein
Exons: 1
Coding region: 1-1116 (371 amino acids)
Biological process (GO): glucan catabolic process
Molecular function (GO): hydrolase activity, hydrolyzing O-glycosyl compounds
Source: RefSeq, a predicted model, not a curated record
AUGGACAACCAACAACUACCAUUUCUAAACGGCGACAGCGGGGCCAACCCGAGCGACCCCACUCUCGAGCUCAAAUCCCCGGCCAACUCUCGCCCCUGGUAUAACCCACUCGGCUGGUCCCUGCUCGUGAAACUCCUCGUCAGCACAGCAGCCAUAGUAAUCAUCCUCCUGGUUGCAAUCCUGGUCCCCUACCAAAUAGUCUCAAACCGCUACCCAAACUACACACCCUUGAACUACACCCUCGUCGACACCUACUCCGGCCCAAACUUCUUCGAGCAAUUCACCUAUUUCACAGACGAAGACCCGACAAAGGGCUUCGUCGUAUACGUCAACAAAACAACCGCCAGACACCUGAACCUCACCUAUGCAUCCGAGACAUCGGCCAUCCUGCGCGCCGACGCAUCAACCCCGAACACCCGUUCUGGUCGGAACUCCGUCCGCAUCGAGUCGAGGAAUACAUACGGCUCUGGCUUGUUCAUCUUCGAUAUUAUCCAUACGCCCUUCGGCUGUGCGACCUGGCCUGCGUUGUGGUUGACCGAUGGCUAUAGCUGGCCGACGAAUGGCGAGAUCGAUGUUCUUGAAACUACCAAUAUCGGCAGUCAUGGGAAUGAAAUUUCGAUCCAUACUACGAAAGGGUGCAAUAUGGAUGUCAAGCGCAAACACACCGGCCAGGCAAUCUUCAAGAAUUGCGAUAAUUCCACGAAUGGGAAUUCCGGCUGCGCGGUCAUCGGUGAUGAGUAUACUUACGGAGAGGCGAUGAACAACCGUGGUGGAGGUGUUUAUGCCCUUGAACUCCGCGAUGCUGGGAUCCGCGCUUGGCUCUUCCCGCGUGGAGCUGUCCCUGCUGAUGUCGCUGCUGGGAAUCCGGAUCCGAGUAGCUGGGGCGUUGCGCUGGCGGAUUUCCCGAGUACGAAUUGCGAUAUUGCGACGCAUUUCAAGAACUUGAGUAUCAUUGUUAAUAUUGAUCUCUGUGGUGAACUUGCUGCUCAGAAGCAGUUUUAUGAGACUAUGUAUCAUUGUCCCGCGACUUGUUCAAGCUUUGUUGCGAAUAAUCCUGGCGAGUUUGUUGAUGCUUAUUGGGAGUUUAAUAGUUUCAAGGUUUAUCGUGCUUAUUGA